GUAAAUUUGCCGUCCUUGCCGGCCCAGGUCUCAUAAGACUGCGAUUUUCGCCGGUUUUUCUCUCUCUACAGUGUUCUCGUAUACACACACAUUUACACUAUCAAAUCUGUUCAUAUUUUUAGAGAGAAGAGUCCAAGCAUUUUCUUCACUGCUUAACCGACUUCUUCGCUUUAUCUUCUCUGGCUUAGAAACCCCAAAUAAUGAUGUCUGGUGAAGCUCUUAGAGAUCUCAAUAUCCUGCCUGAGUGUGAGAGGAAGACUCAGAACUCCAUUAAUGGGAGCUUUUCCAAGCCUCAUGUGGAGCAUACUACUGAAACUCUUGAAGAAAUUCAAAGAAAAGAAACUUCUUGUUUGGUUAAAACUCUUAUCAAUGGAUGUGAAACUCCGAACUCUGGCGUCGAGGUGGGAAAUUCAGAAGUGGAAUACAUUGAAUCUGGGGACUUGAAUGACGUAGAAGAUGUGGAACAGAGUCUCAAGACACUCUUAGCUGGCUUAGACUCCAAAGAUUGGAUUUUGGUGUGUGAGGCACUUAAUGAUGUACGCCGGCUCUCGAUAUUUCAGAAGGAAGCUAUGGUCAACAUGUUGGAAAGAGUGAUUCCCCUCAUUGUGAAGUCCCUGAAGAAUCCCAGAAGUGCGGUUUGUAAAACCGCAAUUAUGACGUCUGCAGACAUUUUCAGUGCAUAUGGUGAUCAUAUAGUUGAUUCACUAGACCCUGUGCUUGUACAACUUCUUCUCAAGUCUUCACAAGACAAACGAUUCGUAUGUGAGGCUGCUGAAAGAUCUCUAAUAGCUAUGACUACUUGGGUUUCCCCCAAUUUGUUGUUACCAAAGUUGCAACCUUAUCUGAAGAACAGGAAUCCUCGAAUUCGAGCGAAAGCUUCAAUGUGCUUUUGUAAAAGUGUACCAAGACUGGGAGUUGAGGGAAUCAAAGCAUAUGGGAUUGACAAGUUGAUCCAAAUAGCUGCAACCCAGCUUAGUGACCAGCUUCCUGAAUCCAGGGAGGCAGCUCGUGCUCUCUUGUUGGAGCUGCAAACUGUGUAUGAAAAAUCUCUUGUAUCCACACCACCUACAGUAACUGAGGACCCAGAGAGGGGUUCUUGGGAGCACUUCUGUCAAUCAAAACUCUCACCUUUAAGCGCUCAAGCUGUCCUUCGCGUGACAAGUAUUACUCGUGAGGGUCUUGCUCUGGGUUCCUAGCAUGAGUAUACAAAGCAUAUAUGGAACUUUAGUGAGAAGUAUCCUCUUUCUCCUCUUUCAUUGUUUUGGUUUGGUUUCUACUUCUAGUUGUGAGUACAGUGAAACAUUGAGAUGAUUGGAAAGGCGGUUGAAGCAUGUAAUUGAGCUAUAAAUCGUUCAACAGUUUUUUUAUUUGGUCCACAGUUUAAAGUUAGAUGCCAUUCUCUUUGUUAUGGGAGGCAUGAUGGAGGAUAUCCUUGAGGCGGCAUUUUGCAUCUUUAAUAUUCACGUUAUCCACUGCC
Ilex paraguariensis (yerba mate) is the source of this 1477-nucleotide messenger RNA. The record is from the annotation of a GenBank genome assembly. Lineage: Eukaryota; Viridiplantae; Streptophyta; Magnoliopsida; Aquifoliales; Aquifoliaceae.